AUGGCCACUUCACUUGUGAAGCUCAUCUCCAUCUUCAUCAUUCUCUUCUCUACCUUCACCCCCCAAGCCUUUUCAGUGUCGGACGAAUGUGGGACAGAAUCCAUUAACUCUUGCAACGACAAGGCAAGAGCAUUGCCUCUCAAGAUCAUUGCCAUUGUCUCCAUCCUUGUCACCAGCAUGAUUGGCGUGUGUUUGCCCCUCGUUACACGUUCAAUCCCAGCCCUACAGCCCGACAGAAACCUCUUUCUCAUCGUCAAGUCCUUUGCCGCCGGCAUCAUACUUGCCACCGGCUUCAUGCACGUUUUGCCGGAUUCUUUUGACAUGUUGUCGUCUAGUUGCUUGAAAGACAAUCCAUGGCACAAGUUUCCGUUUUCAGGCUUCCUGGCUAUGUUGUCUGCAAUAGUGACUCUGAUGGUGGAUUCCUUGGCCACUUCUGUUUAUAGCCGGAAGUGUAAAGCCGGAGUUAUCGGGGAUUGUGAUACUGCUGCCGCAACCGAAGACCAUGAGAUGGCUGUGGUUAGCGCCGGCCAUUCCCAUGCUCACCUGCAUCAUGGAAUGAAGCCAGGAACAUCUGCAGACUCGCAACUUCUACGUUAUCGUGUCGUCGCGAUGGUAUUAGAAUUGGGAAUAAUAGUUCAUUCAGUUGUGAUAGGGCUUUCACUCGGUGCCUCAAACAACACAUGCACAAUAAAAGGUCUGGUGGCAGCCCUUUGCUUCCAUCAAAUGUUUGAAGGGAUGGGUCUUGGCGGUUGCAUUGUGCAGGCAAAUUACAACUUCUUGAAGAAGGCAAUCAUGGUGUUCUUCUUCUCUGUGACAACCCCAUUUGGAAUUGCCUUGGGGCUUGCCUUGUCAAAAACGUACAAAGAAAAUAGCCCUAGCUCCUUGAUCACUGUGGGCCUCCUUAAUGCAUCAUCAGCUGGCCUUUUGAUCUACAUGGCUCUUGUUGAUCUUCUUGCCGCCGAUUUCAUGGGUCCAAAGAUGCAGGCUAGCAUCAUGCUUCAGCUUAAAUCCUACGUGGCCGUUCUUUUGGGUGCUGGUGGCAUGUCUUUGAUGGCCAAAUGGGCUUGA
Molecule: messenger RNA, 1068 nt
Organism: Corylus avellana
Lineage: Eukaryota; Viridiplantae; Streptophyta; Magnoliopsida; Fagales; Betulaceae
Product: putative zinc transporter 10
Biological process (GO): zinc ion transmembrane transport
Cellular component (GO): plasma membrane
Molecular function (GO): zinc ion transmembrane transporter activity
Source: RefSeq, a predicted model, not a curated record